GAGGAAUAACUCUAAUAUCCAACAUUAAGCUUAUGGCAGCCCGCAUGAAAAAGUCACUACUAAUACUAAGAUGUCGAUUUUUCUUAAAGAUCUAGGGCUUAUAAAAACAAUAGAAGAUACAGAUAAUGUACCAGACAGUGGAGAUAGUUCAGACGAUGGGGAUGGAAUGGUAUCAAAGAAACAGAAGAAGAAAAUGAAAAAAACCCAGAACUUGUUUAAUUCUUCAUUUUCAUUUGUGGAUGGAGACACAUUACCAGUGUCUAAGACCACUAGCAUUUGGAAUCUGAAGCCAAAAGGGAUGUCAAAUAUAUCCAGUUUAGAUGACAAAAUUAAAAAAGUUCGCAGGGAAAAGCUGAAACAAAAUGGCAAGAGCCCUGAGGAAGAAGAUGAGAUGAGUAUGGAAGAAGACAUAGAUUCUUCAGAUGAGGAGGAUAUAAAGAUGGAUACAAUAAAGACUAAAGACAAGAAAAGAAAAAGGUCAAAGAAAGGGGAAGUGGAAGAAGAAGAAUUGGCAAAAGUUCAGUUUUCAGAGAGUAUAGACACAUAUGACGAGAAACUAAGCUUUCAGGAAAUGAACUUAUCUCGACCAUUGUUAAAAGGUCUCUCUGCCUUAAACUUCUUGAAGCCAACACCCAUUCAAGCAGCUUGUAUCCCUGUGGCUCUCCUGGGGAGAGAUAUUUGUGCCUGUGCAGUCACCGGUUCAGGUAAAACCAUUGCCUUUAUGCUGCCCAUACUUGAAAGAUUGAUGUACAGACCUAAGGCCACAGCAACAACUCGGGUCCUCAUUCUUGUUCCCACUAGAGAGCUGGCAGUGCAGGUCCACACAGUUGCUAGGCAACUGGCUCAGCACGCUAACAUUGACAUUUGUUUGGCUGCUGGUGGUUUGGACUUGAAAGCACAAGAGGCAAUGCUGCGACUGGGACCAGAUAUCGUCAUAGCAACACCUGGUAGAUUGAUUGACCACCUGCACAACAGUAUGAAUUUUACUCUCAACAACAUUGAAAUUUUGGUUCUUGAUGAAGCUGAUAGAAUGUUAGAUGAAUAUUUUGCUGAGCAAAUGAAUGAAAUUAUACGUUUGUGUGCAAGACAAAGACAGACGAUGUUGUUCUCAGCAACCAUGACUGAGACGGUUCAAGAGCUGGUAUCUGUCUCCCUGAAAGAUCCUGUCAAGGUGUUUGUUAACCAAAGUACCGAUGUUGCUCUUGGUCUGCACCAAGAAUUUGUUAGGAUUAGACCCAACAGAGAAGGAGACAGAGAGGCAAUUGUUGCUGCGUUGGUAUCCCGUAAUUUUUGUGACCGCUGCAUUGUGUUUAUUCAGACCAAGGUUCAGGCACAUAGAAUGCACAUCCUGCUAGGCCUUCUGGGUAUCAAUGUUGGAGAAUUACAUGGAAAUUUAUCCCAGGCUCAGAGAUUAGACACUUUGAAGAAGUUUAAAGAAGGCUUGAUUGAUGUAUUACUGGCUACAGAUCUGGCAUCCAGAGGUCUAGACAUUGAAGGUGUCAAGACAGUGAUCAACUUCACGAUGCCCAGCACACUGAAGCACUACAUCCACAGGGUUGGUAGAACAGCCAGAGCUGGCAAGAGUGGCAGAUCUGUGACUUUGGUAGGAGAGAAGGAAAGAAAAGUCUUAAAAGAGGUUGUAAAGGAAGCGAAAACUCCACUGAAAACAAGAAUCAUCCCACAAGAUGUUAUUACCAAGUACAGAGACAAAAUUGCCAGCAUUGAAGAGGAUAUCAAGACAAUACAGCUGCAGCAAAAAGAAGAAAGUCACCUCCGUUCUGUAGAAAACAAAAUGCAAAAGGCUCACAACAUGCUAGACAAGAAAGAGGAUCAGGAGAGACCUAGAAGCUGGUUCCAAAGUUAUAAGGAGCGAAAAGUUGAGAAAGCUAAAUUACGUUUAUCUGAAAAGGAUACUAAAGCAGAGAAAAAGAAAACCAGAAAAAAGUUAACGGCAGAAGAUCGUGUUAAUUUUGAGCUGACUAAAGCACAGUUGUUAAGUAUCAGAGCUACCAAGAAAUCAAUGAAGGCGAAACCCCUUGGAGCAUUUUCAGAAGAAAGUCCUAAAGAUUCUCGGAAACCCAAGAAUAAAAGAAAGAAGCCACGCACGUCUGGAUUUGAAGAAGAACUUGCAGACAUUGGAUCAAGUGCCGUUAAGAAAUUCAGAGCAGGACCUUCUUACAAGGAAAGAAAAGAAGCAAUGGGUCCUUCAAAGAAAGGGCCAAAGUCUUUUGGUAGAAAAAAGAAAUGAAAGACUGACCUUCACUUCUAAGUUAAUAAAGUCAUCAAAUCUUAA
Messenger RNA from Physella acuta, 2293 nucleotides. RefSeq names its product putative ATP-dependent RNA helicase DDX27. Gene Ontology annotation, cellular component: cytosol. NCBI's taxonomy places the organism in Eukaryota, Metazoa, Mollusca, Gastropoda, Physidae. The record is from RefSeq and is a predicted model, not a curated record. Gene Ontology annotation, molecular function: ATP binding; RNA helicase activity; nucleic acid binding.